Molecule: messenger RNA, 2091 nt
Organism: Penicillium maclennaniae
Lineage: Eukaryota; Fungi; Ascomycota; Eurotiomycetes; Eurotiales; Aspergillaceae
Exons: 1
Coding region: 1-2091 (696 amino acids)
Source: RefSeq, a predicted model, not a curated record
AUGCCGAAACCACGGCACGUUGGUGUUGACGCCCCUCUCGAGGACGAGUCAGCUCGACCUGCACUCAAGAAUCGCUCGGUGACGGAUCCAAUUUCCACCCACGAUCCUUUUCAAUCUGACUCAUGCACCCCCGAAGAUAUGAAGAAAAAGUCUAAAUUGGAUCUCAUAAAAUCUAAGUUGAGCUUCAAGGAUUUGCGGAAGGAAGUUUCCCUUGAGGAUAUCCGUGUUUCUCCCCCGAUGCCCAAGGCUUUUGAUCUCCCUACUCCGCCAUUGAAUGAGAACUCCAGAAGGGCCUUCCAUUUUGCUGCUUCUCCAAAUACCAUCCCUCCCAUGGCGCAGAGCAACUACAACUUCAAGGCGAAGUUGAAGCCCAUCGACCAAGGUAAUCUCUUCGGCUGCACCUCUCAAUCCAGCACUGCACCAAGUAAAAUCCCUCUUCCUCCUUCUGGAACAUACACCAAUGCGCAUGGCAUUGUGGUUCCGUCCAGAAACCAAAACCGGCGUGUUUCUAGUGCGAAGAGUCAAAGUUCUUCCACUACUCAGGAUAGCACCCAGAGCAAGUCCAGCGCAGAGCACAACACGGGAGCCACUGGGACUGUAAAACGACGACCAAAGAAGCUUGUCCUCUCACGUACCUGCGUGGACAUUUCUCAGAGUUCAAGCGUCUUCUGUAGAGUACCCAAUCAUCAAUCGAACAAGAUAUCGCCCCCCAUGCCUCGCCAUCUUUCCGAGGUACCGGGCAAGACGAGAUACCAGCCCCGAAACUGGGCUGAAAGAGACUGUGGUCCCUCAGUCCCACCCAAGGAGAAUAUUAUUAUUCCAAUUGCUUACAAGGAGAACAAAGCUCCUGUGACCUGUUUGCCUGAUUACAUUCCAUCCUUUCGAGAGCGCAUGGAGAAGGUUGGCCUUCCGCUGGAGGAGAUUGCGUAUCCGAGCCGCAGCAUUCCCAUGCAAGUGGACGACCUCGUCGACAUGGUUCACUCAAUACAGAGACACACGAAUCUCGGUAUCAAUAACCUCAACAACAAGCUGGACGAGCUCGCCAACUGGAUCAGCGACCAGCUUCAGAAACAGGUCACUUCUAUCUCCGACUUGGCGCGUGCUAAAGCCGACCUGAACAGCAAGCAGCUCGAAGUCUCCAAAGAAAUUAUGAAAUUCCAGAUGGAAUGUCGCCUUGAGGUCGGCGUCAUGGAGCGGCGACUCAAUAAUUUCGAAAUGAAGGUUAUGGAUGAAGCGCAAGCCGAGAUUCGUGCGUUGGUUCGCUCUUACGAGGAUUUGAAUUGCAAAACUGAAAACCUCAUCAACGAAUACUCGUCCCAUACGAUUCAAAAAUUUAUUGCUUGUCAGCACCGCAAGAAUGAAGAAGUUCAGAAGGAUAUCACAUACCUCAAGGCCCAGGAUGAAAAAUACAAGCUUGAUGAGACUCAGAAAGAGCAGGUUGUCCGAUGUGUCAAGGCUCCCAUGGACGCCGCCAAGCUCCCUCCUUCCUCUUGCUCAGCUACUCCGAAUCAUAGCGAGCUAUUAGAAGAGCUCCCCGCUAUCUCAAAUGAGCUGGAAGCUCCAAAGGGUCACAUAGGAGCUCCUUCGUAUCCCUCAAUGAAUGUGCAGCGCUUCAGUGAGUCGACUUUUCGCAGUACUCCACCUUUGAUCACUGAACACGAUCGUGACUGUGCUCUGUCUCUGGCACCUACCCCAGCGUCUGACCAUACACCACUUCCUCUGCGGCCCCGAGUGUCCUCCGCGCAGGACCAUAAGCCAGCCGGUACAUUGCCUCGAAGCAUAUCCCUAACGAAGAAAGGAUUUAUGACUGGCCCAAAAGUCUCAGUCUCUAAUGUUCCAGACCACAAAGAGAAGCAACUUGAGAACACCCCCUCCAAUGCAGGAAAGAAACGAUCUUUCUUUGGAUUUCUCCACCGUCGUGAUCACCACGAGAACAUUAUGGGCAGACACUCUCGAUCAUCCCUCCGUCGCACCGAGGGCGCCCUGCUUCUCGACGAUGGCAGCUCGCGAACCUCAACUCCUACUCCACCCAUUCCUGCAAUUCCACGAAAAAUUUCCGAACUUGCUGGUGCGGAGUCAGUGGAUAUCUGA